AUGGUGUCACACAGCUUGCCUUCGCCUCCCGCCGAGGAUACCAAGUCGGGGGCUUCUAGAAAGUCCCCCUGCACUUCCAAGUCUGCAAAGUCAACAAAUCGAGUCACCAAGCGACCUAGCGCCAGCGCUUCUGCGCUACACCAUCAUCAUGACCACAUUGCUCAGAGCGCAGGUAUCCACGGUCGACACAAGAGAGUUUGGAAGGCUUGCGAGAGAUGUAGAAUGAAAAAGACAAAGUGCGAUGGUGAAUUUCCUUGCAAGAGAUGCAAGGAUGAUGGUCUUGUUUGCACAGCGGGCGUGCGUAAGAAGGUCGAGUACAAGCAGUUGCCUCGAGGGUAUGCCGAAGUUCUGGAGAAUACCCAGUUCGCUCUCAUCGCCACUGUCCAUAAGCUGUACAACAUGGUCCGCAACUCGCAGCCCUGGGAAUUCGGCGAGCCCGACCUCAACGAUCGCGGGCUUCCAGUCAUCCACGAUAUUGCAAAGAAGCUGGGCUGCAUCCGACCCAACAAUGACGUCGACCUUCCCGUUCAUUCCGUCUUUCCCGAAGACGAAGCUGGUCUGGCUGAGCUUGCUCGCCAGUUGCAGGAACAGCAGAAGCAAGACGAUCAUGAUAGCCCAAAGGACGUCAAGGAUGCCGACUCGUCUCGGUAUCAGCGCAACGAUCGGGCCUCUUCAUCCGAGCUGGAACACUCUGAUUUCGAAGACUACCGGAAGGCGGCCUUUGGCGGCAACAACCCCAUCACUCUGUCACCACAAAGCUUUGCGGGCAGCAACGACUUUGAAUUCAGCUCCACCAUUCCCGAGAUGGACCCGGGUGCCCUGUUUGCCUCGACGUCACCGUCGUUGCCCGACUACAGGGCAUGGCAUUUCCCCAAGCCUCAAGACGGCGGUGGUGGGUUUGCGAUGCAGUUUCUUCACCAAGCCGGGGGGUUUGCGGGCAUGAACAUGCCGGAUCUGGGCAUGAUGGAUCCGGUGUUUGGCGAGAUCAAGCCCGACAUGUUGCCGUGCCCCAACCCGGAUGUCAUGAUGGGCAUGGCCGACCCCAUGAUCUACGGUGGCUUCGAGAACGAGGCGAUGAGGCUACAGUAA
Ustilaginoidea virens is the source of this 1089-nucleotide messenger RNA. RefSeq lists its product as uncharacterized. The record is from RefSeq and is a predicted model, not a curated record. The transcript is spliced from 3 exons. The coding region runs from base 1 to 1089 and encodes 362 amino acids. Lineage: Eukaryota; Fungi; Ascomycota; Sordariomycetes; Hypocreales; Clavicipitaceae. Gene Ontology annotation, molecular function: DNA-binding transcription factor activity, RNA polymerase II-specific; zinc ion binding. Gene Ontology annotation, biological process: regulation of DNA-templated transcription.